Molecule: messenger RNA, 690 nt
Organism: Ascoidea rubescens DSM 1968
Lineage: Eukaryota; Fungi; Ascomycota; Saccharomycetes; Ascoideales; Ascoideaceae
Product: putative haloacid dehalogenase-like hydrolase
Exons: 5
Coding region: 1-690 (229 amino acids)
Source: RefSeq, a predicted model, not a curated record
AUGAGUUCAAAUUAUUCUAGAAGAUUAAUUCUUAAUCCUGUCAAAGAAAAUGAUUAUCAAAUCAAAGGUAUCGUUUUUGAUAUGGAUGGAACAUUAUGUGUAGCUCAAACUUGGAUGUUUCAGGAAAUGAGAGAUGCUUUAAAUAUUACCAAGAAAAUUGAUAUUAUAGACCAUUUAAACUCUAUUGCUGACGAAAAUGUUAAAUUCGAGAGUCAUUACAAAAUCUUCAAAAUUGAAGAAAAAGCAAUGAAUGAAAUGAAACCUCAAAAUGGGUUGUUUGAACUAAUGAAAUUUUUAGAUAAAAAUGAUAUAAAAAAGACAAUUUGUACGAGAAAUAAUAUGACUCCAGUUAUUCAUUUCAAAUCAAAAUUUCUAAAUGAUACUAAAUUGAAUGAACCAAUUAUUACAAGAGAUUUUUUUCCUCCUAAACCAUCACCAAAACCCAUUCUUCAUAUCGCUGAGAAAUGGGGCAUAAAUCCUAAAAACUUGAUAAUGGUUGGUGACUCAUUGGAUGAUAUGAGAGCAGGAGCAAAUGCAGGUUGUGGAACAAUUCUUAUUUCUUCUGAUGCUAAUGAGCAUUUGAAAACAAUUCCAGAAACCGAUUUUGUUAUUGAUUCUCUUUUUGAAAUAAUUCUGAUAUUGGAGAAUGGAUUGAACGUUAAAGACAAAAGCAGUCUGAACGUAAUUUAA